Molecule: messenger RNA, 939 nt
Organism: Gaeumannomyces tritici R3-111a-1
Lineage: Eukaryota; Fungi; Ascomycota; Sordariomycetes; Magnaporthales; Magnaporthaceae
Exons: 1
Coding region: 187-816 (209 amino acids)
Source: RefSeq, a predicted model, not a curated record
GGGUACGCGAAUUGGACUUGGCAUAGACGUUGGCUUUCUCGGGUUGACAACCCCCUCGCAGCACCCAACAGAGGGACAUAAAUAUGGGCUGUUGCCCACUGUCGCAAUCCCAAGUGUGCUAGCCUCUCUCUACCUCUCCCAGCUCAGCACCCCAGCAUACACCCAUCCUACCCUAAGUCACCCAUCAUGUCAGCGCCCGUCAACGGCAUAUCAGCGGCCGGCCGGCGGCUCUACUGGACACUACAAGGCCCCUUGCCGCUGGCCUCUUCGGUCGUCUCGGUCAUGCCCGAGAACCUGAACCCGGACGCGCCGCACGAGCCCUACUAUCGCGGGCAGACGCCGGCCGACGCCGGCACGGCCGCGGCCUGGCACCCCAUCUCUCAGGAGCCCAUCACGGAGCGGCCGGUGGCGUCGCUUUCGGUGGUGGAGGUGAAUUUGGAUUACUGGCGGGACGGCUGGUACGACACCAACAUAGAGCCCAACGACGACCUGUACCCCUCGGACCAGGAGGAGUUCGAGGGCAUGCCCCCCAAGUUCGACCCGGUGGUGGUGACGGCGUCCAACGGGCAAUUCGUCACCAUCCACGACUACCUGUCCACCGUGCACCCAUGGCUGGUGGAACGUCGGCUGCUCAUCCUUCAAUCCAGGUACGAGCUCCUCGACGACAAUAAGGUGGUGACGGGCGACGAAAGAAUCCUCAUCUUCGCGGACCCGCCCGACGGUGUGAAUGCCGAUCUCGAAGACGAGUGGCUACGGGGCUUGAGGUGGAACUUUGAGCGAGAGCGACAGCGGCAGCAGGAGCAGCAGCAGCAGUAAAUUAUGGAUUAAAGAAGGUAUCAGAAGGAAACCCCCGCGUGUGGCACGUCGCAGAUCACGUUUAAUUGAUUGAUUAUCUAUUCCAUUAAACAUUCACCGCCUACUACCCCAUCAAACACCCAU